CACAAACCCUAGGCGUGCAACGACCUUACGUAACCGAACCAGUCUCGAUCGCUCGUUUGAAGGCGCGCACGCUGCACGCUGCCUCGAGUCGAUGUAUACUCAUCGAUACGCUCGCCUUGCUAGAGGCAGCAUCCGAUACGACGCCAAAAUACUCUUCGACGGCCUUUCCAGCCUGCUGACUUUUCAAAGCAAGCCCGCCGCAGUUGCUUUCCUAGUCUACGGAUUGCACUUGCGGCAGCAUUGUUUCGAUGAUCUUUGUGCACAACUGCUGGGCUAUUUAUUCCGUUCACCUCUGCCACGGCGAACUCCUAUUCGUAUUCGUUUGUAACCAGCCGCAUCUUCCGCGUUCAGCAUUACAAUCAUGCCAAACAGAUUUUAUCCUUCCAGUUGUUAAAUUGAUUUUCAUCCAUUCGUCGCACGUUCGAGUUCAGCGAUUCACGCAAAAGCUCAUUCGUUAAGACGUCUAAGACAUAACCGCUUUUGAAACAAGUCGUAACGCGAAUGUUGUUUUCUUUGAUGUUGCACGAGAUGUUGGUGGUGACAAAAGACCUGCAACGAGCAGUAAUCCAAUAUAGUUUUGCCGCAACGCACACAAUAACGAAAGAUAAGUGGAACUCGUCUCGAAGGUAUCCGAACUGGCUGUCAGUUGUAUGAUGCGACAAGUGAUAGCUGCAAGGCAUGCGAACGCAAGCGAGCAGCCGAGACUCAAAGUGGUAGGGCGAGAAUCAGCAGCUAUAGGAGGGCGCAAGGCAGUAUCGUUGCGUGGCUUUGGAGUCAGUGCGCGACAAGCUACGACAAGGGCGAGGAUCGUCCGAGCGAGCGUGACAGCGAGACAAGCAUGCAGCAGCCGACGGAACGGACCUUUCUGAGAAGGCCUCCCGAGCAGUACGGCUACAUUGACUUUGCUGGCAUUGUACGAAGGCGCAAGAACCGGAUACGUCAGUUUCAAUGCUGCAUUUGCGCUUUUCUCAUAGCGACCUUCAUCUUGGCGCUGAUAGUGACGAUCAGUUACUCGGUGAACCACCCAGACCUGCUGCCGCCCACGACGAACGUCUCGUCGCGGCAGGAGGCGAGCGGACCGCUGCAGGCGACGGGCACGCCGGAGGCCGCGGAGCUGAGCGCGCAGGAGCUGGCUGAGGCGCUGCGGGCCGGCAACGAGGCCCUAGCGGCUCGGCGGCUGGCCGACGCGGCCGCGCGCCCACUACAGGCGCCCUCGGCCGUGUGGCGGCACCAGUUCGCCGUGAGCACGAGCGCCCGCGCCAACGAGCUCGCGCUGGCGGCCACGGCCGAGCUGGCGGCCACGCGGCGCGUCGAGCAGGCGCGCAGCUUCAUGGGCCGCGCCUCGAGCUUCGGCAGCCGGCUCGACGGCGGCUGGGCGGACGCGCCGGGCGGGCCGUGCGCCGGCCGCCCGGACGCCGACUGCCCGGCCGUCGCGCCCAAGUACCGGCGCUUCGACGGGUCCUGCAACCGGCCCGGGCGGCUCGGCGCGGCCUUCAGCCCCUACCGCCGGGCCCUGCCGCCCGACUACGCCGACGGCAUUGGCGCACCCCGCGUCGCCAAGCUCGGCGGCGCCCUACCCUCCGCCAGGGAGGUCAGCCUGAAGGUGCACUCGCCCUCGCCCAGCAGCAACCCCUCGUUCACGGUGAUGCUGGCGGUGUUCGGCCAGUUCCUCGACCACGACAUCACCGCCACGGCCGUCAGCCGGGGCGCCGACGGCGGCUCGCUGGCCUGCUGCCCGGACGCGGACGCGGACGCGGGCGCGCCCGUCAGCCCGCACCCCGAGUGCUUCCCGGUGCGCGUCGGCCCGGGCGAUCCGGUCUACGACCUCGCCGGCAGUUCGUGCAUGGAAUUCGUGCGCUCGGCCCCGGCCGCCCAGUGCAGGAUCGGCCCGAGGCAGCAGCUCAAUCAGGUGACGGCCUUCAUCGACGGCUCGAUGAUCUACGGCUCGGACGCGGACACCGCGCAGGCGCUGCGCGAGCUCGCGGGCGGCCGGCUGCGCAUGCAGCUCACCCCGGACAACCGCACGCUGCUGCCGGCGAGCACGGCGCCCGAGGACGGCUGCGACCGACAGCAGGAGCUGGCGCGCGGGCGCUACUGCUUCGCGAGCGGCGACGCCCGCGCCAACGAGAACCUGCACCUGACCAGCAUGCACCUGCUGUGGGCGCGCCAGCACAACCUGCUGGCCCGGCGGCUGGCCGAAGCCAACCCCCACUGGGACGACGAGCGGCUGUACCAGGAGGCGCGCCGCGUCGUCGGCGCCCAGCUGCAGCACGUGGCCUACGCCGAGUUCCUGCCCGUGGUGCUGGGCGCGGCCGAGAUGGGCCGGCGCGGCCUCGCGCCGCUGGCCGCGGGCUUCCGCGCGCCGCCCGCCACGCCGCCCGACCCCAGCGUCGCCAACCACUUCGCGGCCGCGGCCUUCCGCUUCGCGCACACGCUGCUGCCCGGCCUGAUGCGGGUGACCGACCGCCGGAGCGCCGGCGCCGCCUACGUGCAGCUGCACAAGAUGCUCUUCAACCCCUACAGCCUGUACAGCCCAGGCGGUCUGGAGAGCUCCAUCGCGAGCGCCACCUCCAACGCCAUCCAGCGGACCUCGACGCACGUGAGCGCGCAGCUGACCCAGCACCUGUUCGAGGACCCGCUGGCCAACGGCACGACGGCCGGGCUGCCGUGCGGCCUCGACCUCGUCUCCCUGAACAUCCAGCGCGGCCGCGACCACGGGCUGCCCGGCUACGCCGCCUGGCGCCAAUUCUGCCAGCUGGGCCGGCCCGCGAGCUUCGACGAGCUCGCGGCCGAGAUGGACCCCGCGGCGCUGGCCGCCAUCUCCGAGCUGUACGACAGCGUGGACGACGUCGACCUGUACACGGGCGCGCUGGCCGAGCUGCCGCGCGGCGACGGCCUGCUCGGGCCCACCUUCGGCUGCCUGAUCGCCGACCAGUUCCAGCGGCUGCAGUCCGGCGACCGCUACUGGUACGAGAGCGCCGAGCAGCCCGGCGCCUUCACCGAAGAGCAGCUGCGCGAGAUCAGGAAGACGAGCUUGGCCCGCGUGAUUUGCGACACCUCCGACGGCAUCACCGAGGUGCAGCCCUGGGUCAUGCGCUCCGUCGGACCGGACAAUCCGAUGGUUUCUUGCGAGGACCUCGGCCAGCCCUCGCUCCGAGCUUGGCGGGCGGACGCCACCGUGCUCGCGCUGUCGGACGCGACCGUGCCGGCUUUCGACUGGCUCAAGUUUAAGACCGACGUGAACAGGACCAUCGCCGACAUCGUCGCGAACAUCGCCGCCAAGAAACCACCUGUUGGCAGUCUUCCGGCCGACUGGCUGGCCUUCCAAACGAACGUUAACGCAACUUUCAGCGCUCUGAGAGAUAAAUUCUCGGCUUUACACCCGAAAGUCGCGACCAACGUGAGCCUGCCGAGCAGCGCGCCAGCAGCGCAAGCCGCGCCGCCGGCGGGCGUCUUCGAUUGGAUGGGCUUGAAGGAUGCCGUGUCCAGGACCGUCUCGGAAGUUAUGGAUUCCAUUAUUGCGAAUAAGCCCGCGCCGGCGAGUCUUCCGGCCGACUGGCUGGCUUAUCGGAAGAAGAUUAACGACUCGUUAUUAGACGUCAAGAAGAAAUUCAAAGUGAUUCAUCCGAAGCCGAGGCUGGCCAAAUCCGGAGCCGGCAAUGCCGAGGUGUUUGGCCAAGUACCCGCGAUCGAUUGGAUCGCCAUCAGGAAUGAAAUCAACGCCACCAUCACGGACGUCGUCAGAUCCAUCAACUCGAGCAGACCGCCUGCCGGCAGCAAGCCGGCCGACUGGCUGGCCUUCGGCGCCAAAGUCAACCACUCGUUGAUCGAGAUCAAAGACAUGUUUGCGGGACUGCAUCCGAAGCCGCUCGGCCCGGCGCUCAAGCUCGACAAAGCAGGCGACGAGCCGACCUUCGACUGGGUUCGAUUCACGGCCCAGCUGAAUGCGUCUUUGAGCGAGCUCGUCGCGUCGACUCUUGCGAAAAGGCCUCCGCCGGGCAGCACCGCCGCAGACUGGCUGCAAUUCCAAAAGCAGCUGAACGAUAGCUUUUCCCAAUUCGUCGAUCAGUUCGCAGCUCUGCGCGAGUCGAUCGGGCCUGCAGCGGAGCCGUCGGACGCGCCGGCCAAGAACGCCGAUCGUCCGGCGCCGCUGGCUAACCAAACCGACGAUCAAGUCGAUAAGACGAUUGCGCAGAUAGUGGCCGAAAUCAACGCGAACAGACCCGCGCCUGGAAGCCCGCAGCAAGACUGGCUGGCUUUUCAGCGGAAAAUGGGCGAUGCUUUCGCCGGCAUGCAGAGUAAGUACGCGAGCUCGUAUCCGAAAAAUAAAAGCAAGAGCAAGCCAAAGUUGAUGAAAGCCGCGGAUACUGGCGCGUUCGACGCGAUGGCUUCCAACGAUGAUUUGAACAAUUCUCUGGCGAGUUUAGUGGAUUUGAUCAAAGCUAAAAAGCCCCCGGUAAACAGCUCCGCCGCUGAUUGGUUGGCUUAUAAAAAAGAGGUGAAAGCUUCCGUUAGUAAAUUGAAAAAGGAUAUAUCUGCCUUCAAGACAAAAGAUAUGGCGGAAAGCGAUAACCAAGAGUUCGCUGCGGAAGAUGCCUCGCUGUUCGAUUGGCUCGGCUGGAAGAAUCAAAUCAACAACACGAUCGACAGACUGCUCGCGGACAUUCAAACUAUACCGCCGGCUGAUCCCAAGUGGGCGAGCUUCCGCGAUUAUUUGAACAGUGCGUUCGGUUCGCUGAAAAAUAAUUUUGCCGGCAUCCACGCGGUGCCGACUCAAGUUAACUUGGUGGCAAUAAUGAAGGAAGACUUGCUCAGUUUUCGAGAUCAAGUGAAUAGCACGAUUGAGGACGCGAUCGAUGAUAUCGAAUCCAAUCAGUCGAUACCCGGCGAUCCCGCGUCGAAGAAGCAGGCGAAGAAGAAUAAGACAAAGAUCAGCGUAAAGAAUAGCUUAGCCGAGAUGCAAGAAAACUUGAAAGCCGUUACAGCGGAGUGGUUAGGUAAAGUGAAAGCCGCCACAGACGUGAUGACAGUUGCUGAUACGCGACUUUCCGCGGCUGUCGGUUCAGCCGCGACGCUUGAUAUGACAUUUAUCAAAUUCAACUUUUGCGCAACCAUUGCUGUAUUCUUUAUGCGGGCAGCAUUUUAAAAAUAUUCCCGCAAC
Messenger RNA from Phymastichus coffea, 5161 nucleotides. RefSeq lists its product as uncharacterized. The transcript is spliced from 6 exons. Bases 839 to 5146 code for a protein of 1435 amino acids. Gene Ontology annotation, biological process: response to oxidative stress. The record is from RefSeq and is a predicted model, not a curated record. Gene Ontology annotation, molecular function: peroxidase activity; heme binding. Lineage: Eukaryota; Metazoa; Arthropoda; Insecta; Hymenoptera; Eulophidae.